This is a messenger RNA of Pseudonaja textilis, 1548 nucleotides long. The record is from RefSeq and is a predicted model, not a curated record. Lineage: Eukaryota; Metazoa; Chordata; Lepidosauria; Squamata; Elapidae.
AUGAGAGUUGUACCCAAGAACUACCAGCAGUUCGUAGCCUUGGUGUUUGCAGUCAGAGAGGUCAACAAGGAUGUAGUUUUCCUCCCCAACAUCACCCUUGGCUUCCACAUCUAUAGCAAUUCUCAGACUGAGACAGAGGUUUGCUCACACAGCCUCUCCCUCCUCUCCACACGAGGCCAAAUGGUUCCAGGUUACAAAUGUGACAGGCAGGACACUCUGCUCUCUGUCAUUGGAGAUCUCAACCCCAAAUCCUCAGAGCAGAUGGCCUCCAUCUUCAGCCUCUUCAAAGUCCCACAGAUUCUUCCCUAUCUGAGGAACAUCAAGUUCAACAACAGUGCUGGAGAGGAAGUGUCCUUCUCAGAAAGUGGAUUGCUUUCUUCUCGUUAUGAUCUUCUCAACUGGCUCUUCCUCCCCAAUCAAUCUUUUGUCCCCAUGAAAGUUGGACAAAUAGAUUCCACAGCUUCCCCAGGACAAGCUUUUACCAUUAACUCUGAUGCCAUCAUCUGGGCCACAAAGGUGCCCUUUGCCAGGUGUGGCAAAAAGAGGUGCCAGGCAGGAGAGAGGAGAAGCGUUCCAGAUGGCCAGCAGGGUUGCUGCUACCAAUGUGACCUUUGUCCAGAAGGGACCAUUUCUGAUCAGACAGAUGCAGCUCGUUGUGACCCCUGCCCAGAAGACCAAUAUCCCAACAAGGACAAAGAUCACUGCAUUGCCAAGAAACUCCACUUCCUUGCUUAUCAAGACAUCCUGGGCUACUCAUUAACAUCUCUCACUCUUUUUCUCUCUAUGACCACAUCAGCAGUCCUGGCAGUUUUCCUUAAACAUCAUAACACACCAAUCGUCAAGGCCAACAAUCAAGAUCUCUCCUACAUCCUUCUGGUCUCCCUCUUGCUUUGCUUCCUCUGCUCCUUUCUCUUCAUUGGUCAACCUGGGAAGCUCACCUGUCUCUUACGACAAUCUGCCUUUGCCAUUCUCUUUUCCCUUGCAGUUUCCUCUGUCUUUGCAAAAACUGUCAUGGUGAUUUUGGCUUUCAUGGCUACCAAACCAGGGAACAAGUCAAGGAAACUUUUAGGAAAAUCACUGACCAACUCUAUUGUCAUAGCCUGUCCCUUGAUCCAAGCUGUUCUUUGUGUCACCUGGCUGGUAACCUCCCCUCCAUUUCCCAGCUUGGACUUCCACUCCUUGACUGGUGAGAUCAUUUCUGAAUGUCAGGAAGGCUCAGCUUCAAUGUUUUAUGCUGUCCUCGCCUACCUGGGCCUCCUAGCCAUCAUCAGUUUCACAGUGGCCUUUUUGGCUAGGAAAUUGCCUGACAGCUUUAAUGAAGCCAAGUUCAUUACUUUCAGCAUGCUGGUAUUUUGCAGUGUUUGGAUCACUUUCCUCCCCACUUACCUGAGCACCAAAGGGAAGUACAUGGUGGCUGUAGAGAUCUUCUCCAUCUUAGCCUCUGGGGCUGGACUCUUGGCUUGUAUCUUUUUCCCUAAAUGCUACAUUAUCCUACUGAGGCCCCAUCUUAAUUUCAGAGAGAAUAUUAUGAGGCACAAGGGUCUUUGA